GUCACGCACUUUAUAAACGAGCCACUCAAGAAACCAUUACAGAGCGAGAGCAGAGAAACCCGUCACGCGUGAUGGUCGUGGAUCUGAAUAUUGUUCUUCGCGCUUCGACUAGAAUUACUUCUACUGCUGUAGAACAAUCGUCUCAUGCCAAGAAAAACCCGCUUUUUCUCCAACCAGUGUACKUGUACCUCGGAGAGGAACAACAAUGACCUCUGUAUUCUUGCAGGGUGUAAUGAUGUAAGGUCUUUCCCUUCACGAAAACAUCGCAAGCAACACUACAUCUCUGAUGAAAUAAAGCCAUGGCUGCCACUAUUACGAGUUCCAACAGCUCUGAGCUGUCAAUCAAUGAGAGAGAUCCACUCAUAGGCCAAGCAGAAGGUGGUGCUGGCGUGACCUCUACAAGAGGUACUCGAGUUCGUCUGAUCACUGUAUUGUGCAUCCUGGUAACUGAGUUAUGUGAGAGACUGACUUUUUAUGGAGUGUCAGCUAACCUUGUCUUGUAUUGUCAAGAUGUUCUGAAGCUACAGGCACCGUAUCCUAGCACCGUUACCCUGGCUUUUCAAGGUACUGGAGGCAUUAAAUCCAACGUGUCUCCACUAGGAGCCGAGCAACUCCAAGACCAAGGUUCCCAAGUCGUUGAACGGUUCUUUGACUGGUUUUACUGGUUUGUCCAGCUUGGCGGGUUUAUUGCCUUCACCCUGGUGGUUUACGUGCAGCAGGAGAUUUCGUUUUUCUAUGGAUAUCUCAUACCUUCGCUAGCGAUACUCCUGGGCAUUUUCUUCUUCCUAAUAGGUAAUCGCAUAGGGUAUGUUGACUCGUCACCUAGCUCGRAUAGCCGUGCUUUAGAUACCAUUAAAAUCGCAUGGCAUGGACUGGUAGGGGUUUUUAAGAGUAAGAGCGAAGACGAACGAAGUAUUAACUGGCUUGAUCGAGUGAGGCUGGUACACAAAGAAAGAUGGUCACGUGAAUCAGUGGAGGACACUCGUUCCGUAUUGCGGUUAAUGCCUAUAUUUUUGACAUUUGUACUUUAUUGGACAGUCUUCGGUCAGGGUCUGACAACAUAUGUAAUACAAGCCAAGAAUAUGAGGCUAAAACUCGGAAGCUUCACGGUACCAGCUGCAUCUUUGAAUGUAUUCGAGACUGGCUCACUACUCAUCAUUCUACCCUUGCUUGACCACGGAAUCUAUCCUCUGUUGCGUUACUUUGGUUUCAGAGUCACUCCUCUGCAAAGGAUCGGUGUUGGUAUGCUCUGCGCGUCUGGUUCGGUAUUUGUGGCGGGAUUUGUAGAGAUUGGAAGGAAAAAGUUUAUUGAUGAAUAUGGUUACAUACAACAAGUCCUAUUUGAUAAAACUGUCAAUGCAUCUUCAAUGAACGUGUUCUACCAAGCUCCACAGUACAUACUCCAAGGAGCUGGGGAAGCUUUAGUGUCGGUUACAGGACUAGAAAUGGCUUUUACCCAAUCUCCUGAAUAUCUUCAYGGACUGAUAAUGGGAUUAUGCCUUGGCACUAUAGGGCUUGGGUACUACUUGGCCAGCGCCCUGGCAGCAAUAGUGACUUCAGCAAGUACCACGUGGUAUCCAACUGACAACAUCAACAGUGGUCACCUUGAGUAUUAUCUCUUUCUCAUGUCUGGGCUAAUGAUGCUCAACUUUUUCAUCUUUGUGGCUAUUUCUAUUUGCUUCUUUGAAUAUAAGGAGGUCAAAGAAACGGAGAAAGAGCCGCAAAAUGCUGAACAUCCUCGAGAAGGGAAUGAAAGUACUAGCCCUUUUGGUGGUGGUGGUGGGGACUUAAGAUAGACUUACAGCUAAUAGUCCCGGCUUUCACAGUUCCCUGCGCCAUCUUAAAAGGUAGCCGUGUCUUUACAUCGAAGCGAGACGAACGGUGAGCUUGCAAUGAUAGAGACCUUUUUUAACACCUUGGACAAUUAUUCACAUGUCUCUAUCAUUGCAAGCUAGCUCACCGUUCGUCUCGUUUCAAUGCAAAGGCACGGCUACCUUUCAAGAUGGCACAGGGAACUGUGAAGGGGACUAUUGACGUAAGAUAUGGCGAUCCGUAACAACUACAACAAAAUCAUGCAUGGAAUGAAGCGAAAAUUGAUUGAAUGAAACCUUAAAAAGUUGUAUCUCUAGCGCUUUUGKGGUUAGGCUGACAUUAAACCACUUUUUGAAUGUUUA
Molecule: messenger RNA, 2174 nt
Organism: Actinia tenebrosa (Australian red waratah sea anemone)
Lineage: Eukaryota; Metazoa; Cnidaria; Anthozoa; Actiniaria; Actiniidae
Product: solute carrier family 15 member 4
Biological process (GO): transmembrane transport; oligopeptide transport
Cellular component (GO): membrane
Molecular function (GO): transmembrane transporter activity
Source: RefSeq, a predicted model, not a curated record